AUGACAACCGAGGAGCGCCAAGCUCUGGAAGCUCUCAGAGACCCACCAACUAACCCACCUAACAUUGCUGAGGACUCCGAUGAUUUCAAUCUCGGCGACAUCUGGGAUGGUACUGAUGCACUCCCCAUUAGCCACGCUGGCGGAGAGUUCAGAGACCUGGCGAGAGCAACUGACACGCACAUCAGAAAGGAUCAAGAUGGUGCUCACAGGGUUCAACGUGUCGACAAUCGCACACGGCGUGAUCGUGUUCUGCGAAGAAAUCUUGCUUUCAACGAGCAAAUACAAAUAAUGAGCGAAUCAUACCUUAUAUGGAGCCUGGAGAAAUCGCAAAAGGGCUUCAAGAGUUUUUAUGAUCGCCUACGCAGCGAAGAGACUGAGGUGACCGAUUUGAAUGGUGGCCAAUGGCCAGUGACAGUAGUAGACGCGUUCUUUGCUGAGAAAUUUGUACUGAAAAUAUCAUCGACGGACCGUACAAUUGCUUCUGCACUUGUUCGUCAAGGCGUCAUGCCCUGCUCCCCGAUAUCACCGGUGGCGGGCAUAACAUUAGAAGCCCUUGAGUUAUAUCGGGUGGCGCACCUCAGGAACCCUCACUUGUCAAUCCAAGCCUUUGUCAAAACGAUAUGCGAUUUACACGGGGUGGAAUUCCAUCGGCACAUCUCACGUCAAUUUUCAAUUGCACUUGACAUAUAUCUUCAAAUCAGACGGGUUGUGGCCUCGCUCAUCAACAAAUCCCUCCGACGCGACUCGCCUGACUGGCGCCUCAAACAUGCAUGCCCUGCAUGCACUUACACGCUAACUGACGAAGAGAAGCUACACUUCAAGAUUCUCUAUGCUAUGGACGGGAACGACUCAUUGAAACGAAUUCUGCGACGCUCGCUUGAUGACGACGAUGACUCUCUUGGUCUAUCGUCCGAACUUCCCACUGGCCAGGUACUCGUUAGUGACCGUUACCUAUCUCGUAACUUUGUAGAGCAGUUUGCACAGGAUACGCCAUGUGAUACGGGAGCCAAUAGUCUGGCAGAGAACUCAUGCGAAGGCCGGUGGAAAAAUAUGGACGAUGCGAAGACAAAAAAAGCUUGGGGUAUUUAUGACGAAACUGGUGUCUUCGUCGCCGUAUGCCGCCACGGCUUUUGUUUACUUAUCGCAGACAUGGUGCAGAGCGGGGAGCGUGCAAAAUACCCCUUGGCUAUUGUUGCCAAGCUGCUAGAUGCAUUUGGCGACGAUUUGGGCGGUGGCUAUGACAUCGGCUGUCAGUUUCAGACUACUCUUGACAACAGCUCUCUUGGUCCCCUGGCGCGCUCAUUACGUCAUAGUUGCCUGGUUGGCGCGUUUCACGGACAUGCGCACAGGCGGUUAUGUCAGCUUUUUUCAUUAACAACUUACAUCAAAGGCAUUGGUAUCGAAGAUCUGGAGACUUGUGAGCGGACGUUCUCCAAGUCAAACUCCCUUGCAUCGGCUCUACGGUAUACUAGCGUUUUCCAUCGUCAACAGGCUAUCGAUUCAUAUUUCGAGCAUAACGACGAGCUCGAGGUAUAUGGCAAUCUUUCAAAUUUCUUGCAUGGUAACUACAAACAAGCUCUCGAGAUCAUCGCCAAUGGCGAAGCUGUCCUACCGAAGGUUAUGCAAGAGCUCAAAGUCGAAGACGAGAGCGUCUUUGAAUGUUGGCUCGAAGACGAGAAAAUCUACCUUAAGGGUCUAACACGAGAGCCUGAAGAAGAGACACUUCAAAUGGAGUACUGGCAGAGAUUAGUCAAUCUUAGUGCAAGCAAAGUUGCUCUUGACGCAGGAAUGAACAUGUUCGGAACGCACAAUACUCCAUCAUACGGCGCAGACAUUGGAAACACACGCAAGGUUGAAAGCACGCGGCGCCACGCUCUCGAGGACUAUGAGAGAAACCUGAAGUUGGUUCAGUUAUUAGAAUGCAAACUCGGUAUCAUCGCUCGCUGGGUUCCAGAAGAUGAAGAAUGGCAGAAGGCAGGGAGACUCGUAGCUAAUAGAAAGUAUCAACGUGCCUUGGACCGUUUGGAAGGUUUGGUCGUGGCUCGCAUUUUCGAACUUGCGAAGAUGAAUAGGGCGGGGACAGGUUACAAACUGCGAAAACAUAUUGCGAGGGCCUUGCAGACGCGCUCUGCCGCCAUCAGGUCCGCCCUCAACACAUACAACAACCUUGCCAGUGCGGUGUACCCUCCCCGGCAAAUACUCAAGUGGGAGGAUGUUGUCGAGUACGCCUUUCUCGCUGACUUCGAGCUGCUACGAAAGACGCGCUCCGAUGUCUCUCAAUUACCUUGGUCAUCACCAGCAGCUCGGAGUGGGAUGGAUCUUUAUUUUAAAAUGUGUCGAGCACGCGAGGAGAUUUGUCGUCUGAAUAUCGAGGUUCGCCGUCUAGUGACAUAUAUACGAGAUGAAGAUAAGUAUUUGCGGGUGUGCGAAGAUCGACUCACAGUUGCUAACCCUGCCCUUGCCCAUCAAAUCGCUAUACAUCGGAACAUUCGUGGCCGGUUCAACUCCCGCCAUAUCAAGCGGCUCAAUGAUAUCUCAAAGCUUCCCGGCUUCAAUGGUACACUCGUCCCUGGUCUAAGUGCUUGCACCGGUAUCGGGGAGAGUGCCAGCAUGCCAGAUCCUCUGAUUCCCGCCAACGUGUUUGCUGCCCAUAUACCUGCACACAACCCUUCAUCCCCUAUAGGUGCGGAUACUCAAGAGGAUUUAGAUGAGGAGGAGAUCGCAGAGGAGGUCGCAGAAGAAGCCUCGAGGAGUUUGCAGGACAUUAUCACCAUCACCGCUGACUUCUCACAGCUCCAGGUUGUUGACAAUGGUGAAGUAGAGGAGUAG
Suillus subalutaceus is the source of this 2829-nucleotide messenger RNA. RefSeq lists its product as uncharacterized. The record is from RefSeq and is a predicted model, not a curated record. The transcript has 9 exons. Lineage: Eukaryota; Fungi; Basidiomycota; Agaricomycetes; Boletales; Suillaceae. Bases 1 to 2829 code for a protein of 942 amino acids.